AAUUGACCUUCCGGACGUGGCAACAUCGCCAGAACGUGUUUCCUUUCGGAAUUGACACGCGCUCAAAUGACUGGAGCGGCGAUAGGAUCGAGUCAACGCGACAUGUGAACCUGAUAAGAGAUGAAUUCUAGAAACGGCUGUCGGUCCUGCUAAUUUGGUGCGGGUGAUCGUCAUUUACGACAGCGUUGAGGUCAAGAUAGUUAUAUAAGAGCAUAGAAUUUUUGUAGCUACUCCGUCCCCUUGCCGUUCGUGCACCACAACAACGGUAGGAGAGCUCCAGGACGACCACUUGAAGUCAUCUUCAGGCCUUGUCGCGCAAGAUGAAGUCCGCCACCGCCACCGUCGCCGUCCUCUCCCUCAUCCCUCUCCUCCAUGCGGCGCCUCUCGCGUCGCCCACACCACCCAACAUCCCCUCCGAAUCCAGCGCGAGAACCAUGCUCUCCGGUUUGACCACCGCGGCGGGCGACGCCACCGGUUACGACCGUGACCUCUUCCCGCACUGGAUCACCAUCUCUGGCAAGUGCAACACGCGGGAGACGGUGCUCAAGCGCGACGGCACGGACGUGGAGACGGACGACGCGUGUGCAUCGACGAGCGGGAGUUGGUUUAGCGUGUAUGAUGGAGCGACGUGGACGGCCGCGUCGGAUGUGGAUAUUGACCAUGUUGUGCCGUUGUCAAAUGCUUGGAAGUCCGGUGCGAAUGAAUGGACGACUGCACAGCGACAGACGUUCGCGAACGAUCUGACCAAUCCUCAGCUUCUUGCUGUGACGGACAACGUCAAUCAAGCAAAGGGUGACAAGGGCCCGGAGGCGUGGAAGCCACCGCUUGAGUCAUACUGGUGCACCUACGCCCGCAUGUGGAUCAAGGUUAAGGACAUCUACAGCUUGACUGUCAACUCCGACGAGAAGAGCGCGCUGGGCGAAAUGCUGGAUACGUGCUAGAAGGGCAGGUCGGAAGCUGUUAACGGGACCUUUUCUGGGAAUCCGGCGGUUUCUGGCAGCUAGGGCGGUUCUGGUGCCUAGACUUCAAUCUCGGCUGGAAACAGGGAGAAUAGAGGACGUAGGACCCCCUGGAUGGUGUCGGUGGUUGCAUUGCUAUUCUUAUUUGUCUCGUGAACAUCUUCAAUGUACCUUUCCUGGUGUUCAAGGAGCUAUCGAAUAUACAGCAGACACUGACUAUUCGUCAUGGGCAGAAUAAAGAUUAUAUACUGCUCCAAAUAA
Eremomyces bilateralis CBS 781.70 is the source of this 1220-nucleotide messenger RNA. RefSeq lists its product as uncharacterized. The transcript has 3 exons. The record is from RefSeq and is a predicted model, not a curated record. Bases 321 to 941 code for a protein of 206 amino acids. NCBI's taxonomy places the organism in Eukaryota, Fungi, Ascomycota, Dothideomycetes, Eremomycetales, Eremomycetaceae.